Molecule: messenger RNA, 648 nt
Organism: Tripterygium wilfordii
Lineage: Eukaryota; Viridiplantae; Streptophyta; Magnoliopsida; Celastrales; Celastraceae
Product: DNA-directed RNA polymerases II, IV and V subunit 9B-like
Exons: 4
Coding region: 132-476 (114 amino acids)
Biological process (GO): maintenance of transcriptional fidelity during transcription elongation by RNA polymerase II; transcription initiation at RNA polymerase II promoter; DNA-templated transcription
Cellular component (GO): RNA polymerase II, core complex
Molecular function (GO): zinc ion binding; DNA-directed RNA polymerase activity; nucleic acid binding
Source: RefSeq, a predicted model, not a curated record
UUGUCGAGCUUCGUAAUUGAUACUCGCUUGAAAGGUCUGUUACUGUUAAGAGGAGAAACAAGGAGAGCCCGCUAAAACCCCGAGAAAAGUAAAUCUCUACCCUCUGCCAGUCAAAACCCGAAGCUUGGAAGAUGAGUACUAUGAAGUUCUGCCGAGAAUGCAACAACAUUCUGUACCCUAAAGAGGACAGUGAGCAGAAGAUCCUUCUCUACGAGUGUCGCAACUGCAAUCAUCAGGAGGCUACUGAUAACAACAUUGUGUACAGAACUGAGGUACAUCAUUCUGUUGGGGAGCACACUCAAGUAUUACAGGACGUAGCUGCAGAUUCCACUCUUCCUCGCACUAAAUCUGUUAGGUGCAGCAACUGCAGCCAUGGAGAAGCUGUAUUCUUCCAGGCUACUGCUAGAGGAGAGGAGGGUAUGACGCUCUUUUUUGUCUGCUGCAACCCAAACUGUGGCCAUCGAUGGAGAGAUUAGGUUCACAAUGAAAUAUAACUCCUGAUUUUUCUGUUAUCUCACAUGUAUUUUGCUUAGAUCAUGACUGGCAUGUACCUUUUUCUAUUAAUAUUAAUGCCCCGCAGAAUUGUUUGAUCUCGUAUGUCGAUUGAUGCAAGAGGUUGUAACAUCAAUACAAUGUUUUGCUUCUACA